AUGGCUAUUCCACUUACAACAGCCGGACCACAGUAUCAGUAUCAUGACGACUUCGAUUCUACUCCUAAACAAGGCUCAACGCCAACACAAGAUCAACCUUUAGACCGGCCUCAAGAACAGGCACAACCAUUGUCAGCUCACGACAUACCAUCUCUUCCCGCCAAAGAUCAUCAUAUAUGGAAGGCCAGACUUAACCUUCGUCUCUUCUCCAUCUGUGUUGACGCUCUUCUGCUUGUCAUUGUCUCGCUAUUGGCCUCUAGUUCUAAUGAUGGGGAAAUCUCCCUCAUCUUCUUUGGUGUCGUCACUACCCUUGCUCUGAUAUGGAAUUUUGCCGACUCUAUCCAUCUCUGGACCAGAAGAUACCACAGUUUUAGCCCCUCCACACGAAUCUGCAUCGAUUUUCCAUUAGCCAUUCUCUUUGCAAUCCUGUCACUCAUCUAUGGCUAUUUCGGUCCUUCGGAUCGCCCAGUUUCCGGCUCUGCCCCGAGCACAGACGAGUCACAUCUUGGGAGACGAGCCCUUGGAUGUUUCGGCAUCACCAAAGCGUAA
Messenger RNA from Fusarium subglutinans, 549 nucleotides. RefSeq lists its product as uncharacterized. The record is from RefSeq and is a predicted model, not a curated record. Bases 1 to 549 code for a protein of 182 amino acids. The transcript is spliced from 2 exons. NCBI's taxonomy places the organism in Eukaryota, Fungi, Ascomycota, Sordariomycetes, Hypocreales, Nectriaceae.